AUGGCUACACGACAGGAGGGUACGAACAACCUAGCUCCUGUGUUGUUCCGUUCAUACGAAAACCCGCUUGAGAAGUCCGAAUUUGCCGGGCAUCAAGCUCUGGGAGGCCGCUCGGGCAACUUCAGCGGCACCCAUUGGACGGAGGAUGAAGCGGGGAACUGGACGUGGAAGCAACUUGAGACGCGCGUUGAGGGCGGUGUUGCUGAGAUGGAUGAUAUCACUGCCAUUGAUGCCACCAAGGAGCAGGCCAAAAAGUACAUUGCGCUGGCUGGGGCACAGAAGGUGAUUGAGGAAUGUGCAGAGGUAUUGCGAGAAGAACUUUGA
Fusarium musae is the source of this 324-nucleotide messenger RNA. RefSeq lists its product as uncharacterized. The transcript has 2 exons. Lineage: Eukaryota; Fungi; Ascomycota; Sordariomycetes; Hypocreales; Nectriaceae. The record is from RefSeq and is a predicted model, not a curated record. Bases 1 to 324 code for a protein of 107 amino acids.